CUGUAUGCCUUUACACAUUCAGGUUAAUUGUGAUCGGAUAUUAGACAGACAGAAGUCCUAGUCUUUACUGCUGCUGAGGGAUUCCUGGUUUUAUAUUUGAGACAGUUUGAUGAGCUGGGUUCAUGGACCCCCAACAGUCUGCCCUCCCACUGCAGCUGCGUGGCAACAGUUUUGCUAUGAGCUCUGGACAAGUGCCAAAACUGAAUGCGGGAUGCAAUGAAGGAGGAGGAGGAGGAGGAGGAGGAGGUGGUGGAGGCCAAGAAGCAGAACUUAAUCAGCAAAACAUGACCUCCUCUGCUCAUGUCAGUUCCAGGUUGAACCCAGGUGAACAGUUUCAGAGCCCACUGGAGCCUCUGGUUCACUGCCAUGCCAAGGGCAAGCUGGACAUCAAGAGCAGGAGCUGCAGUCUACUCACCAUCUGCCGCUCAGGAGUAAUGUUUCCCUGGAUGAAUCCACGGACCACUGACUCUGAACAAUCUGGGAGGCUCGGCGUCAGGAGAGAAAGGACGACCUUUACCAACAGCCAGCUGCUGGAGCUGGAGAAGGAGUUCCACUACAGCCCUUACUUGUGUCGACCCCGGAGGCUGGAAAUGGCCGCCGGGCUGCGGCUCACCGACCGCCAGGUAAAGAUCUGGUUCCAGAACCGCCGGAUGAGGUACAAGAAGGAGCACAGGAACGCGAAGGCGGCGGGUUCGUCCCAGUCGUCUCCCUGUGAGGACCUCCUGAGGUUCCCAUGCGCUGUCAGAACUUCCUGCUCCUCCUCCUCCUCAGAGCUGCACUUCAUGGAUUACGCUCCCAUGUCCUCCUCUCUGUUUGAUGGUCAGUGUGUUCACCCCGCAGACCUGCCCCAUCUGAGCUGCGUGCUUCCAUCUGUUGCAAAUGGCCCGCCGCCCUCCUGUACAGGCACAGAUAGUCAUCACCAUGCUGGCAUUUCAAAGUGGCCCUAGGGCCCCGUAAUGGCCAUCCCUCCUGUGCUCAUCAAAAUCUCAAUGAUACAUCCACUUUCACUGACUUAUGAAAGACUGGAGGAUGUCUGAUUAGCAUCCCUGUGCUGAAACCCCCCUGAACACACCCGUUCACCAUUCAUGAAACAUUUUAAUUAAACUAUGUGAACAUGUCUUAAUUAAAGGAGAGCUACAGUGAUAUCAUUUAUGUUUCUCAGGCUCGGUAACUGAAGGCUGCAGGUCUUCAUAUUGUACAGCAUGCACAAGACAUUCGAGCAAUUAAUGAUUACACGUUGUUUUGCAGUAAUUUCGUGGCUGUUUCGCAUUCGUCUUGUCGUUGCAUGUUUAAUGCAUGUGAGAGUUGUACUUUGAGUGAGUUUUUCUAUUUCCCUCUUUUGGCAGAUAAUAGCUAAGUGGUUGUAUUUUCUAAGUGUCACACUAGGCCUCUUUUUUUCCAUCAUGCAGGUCAUUUGUGUAAAAUGGUUUGAACUGUGAAAUGAGCAGAGUAAUGUUCACAUUGAAUGAUGUUAUAUUUUUGUUAAAGCCAUUAAAGGACGCGGCAAAAGU
Messenger RNA from Acanthopagrus latus (yellowfin seabream), 1511 nucleotides. Its product is annotated as homeobox protein Hox-B7-like. Lineage: Eukaryota; Metazoa; Chordata; Actinopteri; Spariformes; Sparidae. The record is from RefSeq and is a predicted model, not a curated record. The transcript has 2 exons. Gene Ontology annotation, biological process: regulation of transcription by RNA polymerase II. Gene Ontology annotation, molecular function: RNA polymerase II cis-regulatory region sequence-specific DNA binding; DNA-binding transcription factor activity, RNA polymerase II-specific. Gene Ontology annotation, cellular component: nucleus. Bases 123 to 947 code for a protein of 274 amino acids.